AUGGCUCAGUCAGGGGCGACUCUCGCUCUCUCAGACAUUUGUACAGAGUCACUUUCCGACACUCUUCAAGAGUGUAUCAACGUGAGCAAGGACUUUGGAGCUGAAUGCUUUUCUGAACGUCUGGACGUUCGCUCAACGGAGGAGGUUGAUAAGUUCGUGCAGAACGUGGUCACCCGAUAUGGCACAAUCACACAUGUCUUCAACUGUGCGGGAAUAAAUCCUACAAAGCUCGAGCUCGAGCAGAUCAGCGAUGACUAUUGGCACCGACUCGUCGACACGAAUCUGAAAAGUGUCUUCACCAUGACACGGGCCUGUGUGCCGAACAUGAAGUCUGGGUCGUCCUUUGUUAACGUAUCCUCGGUCUGUGGUCUGAACCCGACUGAAGGAAUUGCGGUUUACUGUGCUACCAAGUACGCAGUCAUUGGCUGGUCUAAGUGCAUGGCCCUGGAGCUCGGCAGUAAGGGAAUUCGUGUCAAUGUUAUCUGCCCAGGGGCGAUUAACACCCCGACCAACAAUUCAGUGCGUGCAGGACCAGCGAUGCUACAGUCAGUGGCAGAAACAAUCGGUUUGAGGCGGGUUGGAACCGCUGAAGAAGUAGCGGAUGUGGUGGCGUUCCUAUUCAGCGACAAUAGUCGAUAUAUGAAUGGAAGCGUGGUGGAGAUUGACGGAGGGAUGGGAAUGCCCUGA
Exophiala bonariae is the source of this 687-nucleotide messenger RNA. RefSeq lists its product as uncharacterized. The record is from RefSeq and is a predicted model, not a curated record. The coding region runs from base 1 to 687 and encodes 228 amino acids. Lineage: Eukaryota; Fungi; Ascomycota; Eurotiomycetes; Chaetothyriales; Herpotrichiellaceae. The transcript has a single exon. Gene Ontology annotation, molecular function: oxidoreductase activity.